Mercurialis annua (annual mercury) is the source of this 2557-nucleotide messenger RNA. RefSeq names its product actin-interacting protein 1-2. Gene Ontology annotation, cellular component: cortical actin cytoskeleton. NCBI's taxonomy places the organism in Eukaryota, Viridiplantae, Streptophyta, Magnoliopsida, Malpighiales, Euphorbiaceae. Bases 175 to 2001 code for a protein of 608 amino acids. Gene Ontology annotation, biological process: actin filament depolymerization; positive regulation of actin filament depolymerization. Gene Ontology annotation, molecular function: actin filament binding. The record is from RefSeq and is a predicted model, not a curated record. The transcript is spliced from 6 exons.
AUAAUACUUCUUAGAAUUCAACUAAAAUAGUCAAAGGAGUUGUCCAAAUGUAUUACUACUACUAGUAAUUUAAAAACCCUUUCAAAAUCACCACUCCUUUUCUUUUCCUUUUCCCCACCAAUUCCACUUUCCUUUCUCAAAAUUUUCAAUCUCAAUCCAUCAGCAAAGUCAAAGAUGCCACAACUCUCAGAAACCUACGCUUGUAUGCCCACAACAGAACGCGGCCGAGGAAUUCUAAUAUCCGGAAGCCCAAAAUCCAAUUCCAUCCUCUACACUAACAACCGAUCGGUCCUAAUCCUCAAUCUCGACGACCCACUUGAUGUUUCCGUCUAUGGAGAUCAUGGGUACCAAGCUACUGUUGCUCGUUACUCCCCCAAUGGUGAAUGGAUCGCUUCUGCUGACGUCUCCGGUACUGUCAGGAUCUGGGGUGCUUAUAACGACCAUGUCUUGAAGAAAGAAUUCAAGAUUUUGUCGGGUCGGAUCGAUGAUCUUCAGUGGUCUCCUGAUGGCUUACGGAUCGUUGCUUGUGGUGAUGGCAAAGGCAAAUCCUUGGUUCGCGCUUUUAUGUGGGAUUCAGGGAGUAAUGUAGGGGAAUUUGAUGGGCAUUCGAGGAGAGUUUUGAGUUGUGGAUUUAAGCCAACGAGACCAUUUCGUAUUGUGACGUGUGGUGAAGAUUAUUUGGUAAACUUUUAUGAAGGCCCUCCUUUUAAAUUCAAGCUAUCUCGCAGGGAUCAUUCAAAUUUUGUCAAUUGCGUUAGGUUCUCUCCAGAUGGCAGCAAAUUCAUCAGUGUAAGCUCUGAUAAGAAGGGCAUGCUGUUUGAUGGGAAAACUGGAGAGAAGAUUGGAGAGUUGUCGUCUGAAGAUGGUCACAAGGGAAGUAUUUAUGCUGUUAGCUGGAGCGCAGAUAGCAAACAGGUGCUCACAGUUUCGGCUGACAAGUCAGCAAAAAUUUGGGAGAUCUGUGAUGACGGUAAUGGGAAAUUGAAGAAGACAUUGGCAUGUCCUGGAUCAGGUGGAGUUGAUGAUAUGCUAGUUGGUUGCCUUUGGCAGAAUGAUUAUCUUGUCACUGUUUCUCUUGGUGGUACAAUUAGCAUCUUCUCAGCAAAUGAUCUUGAUAAAACACCUCGGCAAAUUUCUGGACAUAUGAAGAAUGUUACAUCAUUAGCUGUGCUUAAAAAUAUCCCGAAACCUAUACUUUCAAGCAGUUAUGAUGGCUUAAUAGUUAAAUGGAUUCAAGGCACUGGAUACAGCUGUAAAAUACAAAGGAAGGAGAACACUCAAAUUAAAUGUUUAGCCGCUGUUGAAGAAGAAAUAGUCGCAUCUGGAUUUGAUAAUAAGAUAUGGAGAAUUCAAUUCCAAGGAGAUCAAUGCGGAGCUGCUGAUUCCAUUGACAUUGGUAGUCAACCAAAAGACCUGAAUCUUGCCCUUCUUUGUCCUGAGCUUGCUUUGGUUACAAUUGAUUCAGGUGUUGUCAUGCUCCGUGGUACAAAAAUAGUGUCAACCAUCAAUCUUGGUUUUUCUGUAACGGCAUCUGCAGUUAAACCUGAUGGAAGUGAAGCAAUCAUUGGAGGACAGGAUGGUAAAUUGCAUAUAUAUUCUAUUACUGGUGAUUCGCUUACUGAGGAAGCAGUUCUUGAGAAGCAUCGUGGUGCUGUCAGUGCAAUAUGUUACUCUCCAGAUGUCUCAAUGUUUGCAUCUGGUGAUGUAAACAGAGAAGCUAUUGUAUGGGACCGUGUCUCCCGAGAGGUUAAGCUUAAGAACAUGUUGUACCAUACUGCUCGCAUAAAUUGCCUUGCAUGGUCUCCUGAUAGCAGCAUGGUUGCUACCGGCUCACUUGAUACUUGUGUCAUCAUUUACGAAGUAGACAAGCCAGCAUCAAGUCGGAUGACAAUAAAGGGUGCUCACUUGGGAGGGGUAUAUGGUUUAGCAUUCAGUGAUGAGCUUAGUUUAGUAAGCUCUGGUGAGGACGCCUGUGUUCGUGUUUGGAAAUUAAGCCGUUGAUGAUCAUCCUGCAUUGGAGGCCAUCACAAAGAUAGUAAGGUCAAAAAGUAUCGAGUUUUGGUGUGACCAUUUUGAAAUUCCCUGCAUUUUUCUGGUUAUGAACCCUUGGUUGCAAUGAUGCAGGAGAGAUUGACGAAAUGCCCUUUCUACUUACAGUGUGAUGUUAGAAAUGUGCGUGCCAAAUAGCAGUUUGAGUGAGUGUAAUUUAUCACCUUUUGUAGCCGGAGUCUGUAUUGUCAUGUCAUGGCUGUGGGCGAAUUGCUUCCGUGCUGUCUUUUGCUGCAAAUGAGAUGUUAUGCCCUUCCAUCUUUAUUCAAUAAGAUGUUUGGAUAUGAUCUUAGUUGUGUUCGAUAUUCAGAGUUUAUUUUCAAUCCUUCAUGUGCUUUUCAAACAGUUGUUCGCGGCAAAGAAACACCAUUGAGGUGAAGUAAAUAUGGUUGAAGUGUUGAAGGCAAUGUCCAUGAGAUGCAAUUACUAUUUUGUUGUAAAAUGAUUGUUGAUAUCAGCUCAUUUGUGAACCAAAUCAACACAUGAAUAUACUAUUCUAUUUGUUUAA